Periophthalmus magnuspinnatus is the source of this 1390-nucleotide messenger RNA. It is a transcript of the gene rnls, whose product is annotated as renalase, FAD-dependent amine oxidase. Gene Ontology annotation, molecular function: oxidoreductase activity, acting on NAD(P)H. The record is from RefSeq and is a predicted model, not a curated record. The coding region runs from base 188 to 1222 and encodes 344 amino acids. NCBI's taxonomy places the organism in Eukaryota, Metazoa, Chordata, Actinopteri, Gobiiformes, Gobiidae. The transcript is spliced from 7 exons. Gene Ontology annotation, cellular component: extracellular region.
GCGCGCUCCGGGGCUGUUUCACGGUGGGUCUCAGAUCACCGAGUUCUCAUAACCUCAGCGGGCACCGACCAGACCCGCCUCAGAACCAGCCCCAGAACCAGCCCCAGAACCAGCCCCAGAACCCCCCAAAAACCAGGUCUGACCCAGGACUAACCCCGCGCCUGGUUCGGCCCCACUUCCGUCCAGAAUGCUGCGCGUGCUGAUCGUCGGGGCCGGACUCACCGGGAGCCUUUGCGCAUGCCUGUUGAAGCGCGCGCUGCAGAACCGCGUGCACAUCCAGGUGUGGGACAAGGCCCGCGGGACAGGAGGCCGCAUGUCGACGUCUCGUUUCUCAGAGUGCGUGGCCGCAGACAUCGGGGCUCAGUACGUCACAGCCACAGAGUUUUACAAAAAGAAGCACCACAGUCUGUACGAGGAGCUCAUCUCCGCUGGCGUUCUGGUGCCCAUGAGCUGCUCUGUGGAGGGUCUGCAGCAGAAGGACCAGUCUGAGAACUUCAUAAGCCCCAAAGGAAUCAGCCACAUCGUCAAACACUUCCUCCAACAGUCAGAGGCGGAGGUGCAGCUGCAGCGUCACGUGACCUCAGUGUCACGCCGCGGUGCGUUGUGGGAGGUGGAGUUCUCUGAGGGUCAGAGCGAGUCCUUCGACGCCGUUGUCCUGACGAUGCCUGUGCCCCAAAUCCUGCAGCUCCGAGGAGACGUCAGCCGCUUACUGUCCGAGCAGCAGGUGGCGCUCCUCUCUCAGGUCCAGUACUCGUCCCGGUUCGCUCUGGUGCUGUUCUUCUCCAAAAACCCGGGUCUAGGCCUGGACUACGGCCUUAAGUACGUCUCCGACAACCACUGCAUCAGAUACAUCUCUGUAGAGCACCAGAAACGCGGCACAGACCUCUCAGACCUUGGUCCCAGUCUCGUGGUCCACACCAGCGUCUCGUUUGGGUCCAAAUACGUGGACUCAGACCCGGCCCACGUCCAGACCCUGAUCUUGGACGAGCUGCAGAGACUCCUCCCACAGCUGCCUCAGCCAAUCAGCAUCAAGACGCACAAGUGGAGGUUCUCCCAGGUGCUCACCUCAGUUCCCGAUUGUCCAGGUCACAUGACGGUUUUGGAUCAGCCGCUCCUCCUUUUGGGCGGAGAUGCGUUCACUCACUCAAACUUCGAUGGCUGCGCCGAGUCCGCCCUGAGCCUGCUGAGUUCGCUCACACAGAGACUGCCGCCGUCACACUGAGCGCGCGCCGACAACGCUCACACAAAAACUGUCCCGCUCUCCCACUCCCCAGACAUGUCCCUCUGUCCCACCUGCCUCAGAGCACUACACCCGGGACUAAACGUGGUGCUACUCUUCAGUGUCUUUUUCUGCUAACACACAUCUGAAAUAAAGAUUUAUCCAAGUCUC